Protopolystoma xenopodis is the source of this 246-nucleotide messenger RNA. The record is from the annotation of a GenBank genome assembly. Lineage: Eukaryota; Metazoa; Platyhelminthes; Monogenea; Polystomatidea; Polystomatidae.
AUGGCUCUUCUCAUUGACGAUGCCGGCUACAAUGCCGGCGAAGCUUUUGGGAAUGUACCAAGUUGGUCCAAUGCUGGAAAUAACGAAAACUAUGGCAGAGAACACGGGACUAGGUACGCUCCACAAGGUAUCCCUGACGCUGCGGCCAAGUUCCGAAAACAAAGUCGAACCAACACUAGAAAGUUCAAGCGAAGAUAUGAAGACCAAUAUGGUGUGGUCCUCGGUAUGUUCGCAAUCUCAUUUUGA